Messenger RNA from Botrytis fragariae, 240 nucleotides. RefSeq lists its product as uncharacterized. The transcript has 2 exons. Lineage: Eukaryota; Fungi; Ascomycota; Leotiomycetes; Helotiales; Sclerotiniaceae. The coding region runs from base 1 to 240 and encodes 79 amino acids. The record is from RefSeq and is a predicted model, not a curated record.
AUGUCUAACAGAAAAGACGAGAGCCCGACAAAGACCACACGUGCCAUAUUGGUAGAUAGAAAGACAGACGACAAGACUCAAUUGUGUGAAGCCAUGUCAGCGAGUGAGGAGUAUAAUACCAGCUUGAAUCUCGCAGUUAAAGAUGUCGUGCUCAGAUGGGAGACACAGCUAUUGACUCUCGUUGCCUCGGUGGCAGCAUCAUGCCAUUCAACAGAAGACAUGGACAUAAUCUCCGCGUGA